AUCAAAUUCCCCAUGAUAACGCUGCCUUUUUAUAGAACUUUGAUUAUCAGAAAAUAGUAGCUCUUUGAACAAUGAAGCUUCUACUCCUUAUUUUUGUACCAUUUGUGACUUGUGGAUUGACAUGUAUGGAUUUUAUGAUCGACUGCCCGAGGAUUGUUUAUUAUUGUGAUGAGACUUACGUUCAAAACCAAUGCCAAUUCUCUUGUGGAAUAUGCAAACAGGAUCCUGGAGUAUGUGGUGACACUUAUUUUGAUUGUGACAUGUACGAUACAAAGUGUAAUUCGCCCUCAUUUCAACGACAGUGUGCCGGAACCUGCGGACUUUGCCCAGGAGCCUGUGAGGACAUAUGGGAUGGAUGUUCCCAUUUUUUGGCGCCUUGUUCAGAUGACAUUAAGAGCCUCUGCCCAAUUAAAUGUGGACUUUGCAAUAGCACUACUACUCCAAUGAUCCUAACUACCAUAACUCCUGUAGACCCCCGAUGUGUGGACGCUGGAAAUCAGUGCGCCAAUUAUUCACCGCCUUGCUCGGAUGAUGUGAAGAUAUUCUGCCCGGCCACUUGUGGAAGUUGCUCUAAUGGCACAACUGGUGUGCCUCUGGUUCUUACUACCUUGACUCCAGAACUUACUACAGUGACAGUUGAGCCGAUUACGUCUACAUUGAAGCCAACAACUACUACCAUAACACCAACUACAACAACUAAACUACCAACUACCACAACCAAAAAGCUUCCACCAACUACACCAAAGCCGCCGUGCAAGGAUUCGUCUCCAAACUGCGCCGGGUGGGCAAAGAAUGGCUUCUGCACGAACACCUUCUAUCCACCAGAGAAGAGAAAGGAGUACUGUGGGAAGACAUGCAGAAUGUGCUGAAUUAUUUUUCUACGUGAUUUUUUUUCGUAUAAAGUGUGAACAUUUUACUGGUUUUUAAAAUUAUUUUGGGUGCUUUAAUAAACUAUUUUAUUACU
Molecule: messenger RNA, 964 nt
Organism: Caenorhabditis elegans
Lineage: Eukaryota; Metazoa; Nematoda; Chromadorea; Rhabditida; Rhabditidae
Gene: drd-50
Product: ShKT domain-containing protein
Exons: 6
Coding region: 72-869 (265 amino acids)
Source: RefSeq, marked reviewed